ACUCGCCCACCCCAUCUUGACCCCCCAGAGGUGCUUUCCAUGCCUCUUUCCUGAGAUAGCCGUUUAUUUCCGGCCCGUCUGCGCGAAGCAAUCGCAGAACAUUCAUUCCACCGAGAGCCAUUGGGGCCACUGUGCAACCCAACCAGACCGGUCGUCACCUCCGCUCCCUCCUGGUCAUCGCAACCUGCACUCUUUCUUUCCCCACGCAGCGAUGUUUCCCGCGCGAACAUUUCUACGAGCGCGGACUCUCGUCCUUGCGCUGAUCCUCGUCUUCGCCUUCACCUGGUCCUACGCGCACUGGCAGGACUUCCCAUUCCCCGAACAGGACCACCCCGCCCAGUCCGAGACUGGGACUGUCUCAGACAAGAAACAGACGGGGAAAUGGCGGCACAACCCCGAGGGUCACAUUGAAUUCUGGCGCAAAUUCCAGCCACUUCUGACGACCCAUCAGCCGAAAUGUGAGCCGCCGUUGAGACUCGGCUCGGCGCCCUCCAUCCGAUUCGAGCAGUCCAACCCCGAGGAUCGGCCAGAGCUGCUGGACAUGCUCCCGUUCGACGUGGACGCCAUGCGGAAUGCGCACAGCGGCUUCGUCGACGCCAUCAACGCCCACCCGCCGCAGCUGAACUACACCCCCAACACGCGGGGCUUGGUGUCCACCGCCGGAGGCUCCUACCUGCCGGUGCUGGUGAUAUCCCUGCGCAUGCUCCGCCGAACGGGCUCCAAGCUGCCAGUGGAGGUCUUCCUCGCGAACGAUGAUGAGUACGAAGACCACAUAUGCGACGUGGUCCUGCCAUCGCUGAACGCGCGAUGCGUGGUCAUGUCAGAAAUCCUGGACGCCGUCUCAGGAACCAUGGAGAUUCAAAAAUACCAGUUCAAGCUAUUCGCCAUGCUCUUCUCCUCCUUCGAAGAAAUCCUCUUCCUCGACGCCGACGCCUUCCCACUCCAGCAGCCCGAACUGCUAUUCACCAGCGAACCCUUCGCCUCAACACACAUGGUCACCUGGCCUGACUUCUGGGCCUCUACCAUCUCAUCCUACUACUACGAGAUCUCCUCCCAGCCAUACCCCGAAACCGCCGUCCGCCAAUCCAGCGAAUCUGGCGAGGUCCUGAUCUCCAAGAAAACACACCUGAAAACCCUCCUCCUGAGCACAUACUACAACGUCUGGGGCCCGGACUUCUACUACCCCCUCCUAUCCCAAGGCGCCGCCGGCGAAGGCGACAAGGAAACCUUCAUCGCGGCCGCCUCCCGCCUGCAAGAAUCCUACUACCAGGUCUCGGAGCCGAUCUGCGCCAUCGGCCACGGCACGGAGGGCGGCCUGGCCGGCUCCGCCAUGGUGCAGUUCGACCCGAUGCAGGACUUCGCGUUGACCCGGAAGGGCGAGUGGCGCGUGCAUGGCUCGACGGCGCCUGCGCCCCGCGCGUUCUUCGUCCACGCAAACUACCCCAAGUUCAACCCGGCCACUGUCUUCGAGAAGCAGGCCGUCAACCCGGCCUACGCGGAUGAUGGGAGCUAUACGCGCGCGUGGACUAUCCCGGAGGACGUGAUCAAGGCGUUUGGGUCUGAUGUUGAGAAGGGCUUUUGGGAGGAGAUCCUGUGGACGGCUUGCGAGCUGGAGGAUAAGUUUGGUACAUGGAAGGAUGAACGCGGUGUUUGUCUGGGGGUGAAGAAUUAUUGGAAUGCCAUGUUUGGGAUUGGGCAUUCUUGAGGAGUCCUUUAUCUCGGCUUUCUCUUCUCACUUGAGACUCGCUUCCCUUAAGAGGACCUGAAGUACUAGUCGGGAUACCUCAAA
Molecule: messenger RNA, 1789 nt
Organism: Aspergillus heteromorphus CBS 117.55
Lineage: Eukaryota; Fungi; Ascomycota; Eurotiomycetes; Eurotiales; Aspergillaceae
Product: alpha-mannosyltransferase
Exons: 1
Coding region: 212-1705 (497 amino acids)
Biological process (GO): mannan biosynthetic process
Cellular component (GO): Golgi apparatus
Molecular function (GO): alpha-1,2-mannosyltransferase activity
Source: RefSeq, a predicted model, not a curated record